Clonostachys rhizophaga is the source of this 1707-nucleotide messenger RNA. Lineage: Eukaryota; Fungi; Ascomycota; Sordariomycetes; Hypocreales; Bionectriaceae. The record is from the annotation of a GenBank genome assembly.
AUGUCGAACAAUCAAGUCCACGAUGAGAACAUAUUAGGCUCGGCUAUGUCAUCUGAGAAACAUCCUCCACCGGGACAAGUAUCCUCCUCCGAAGCCCCAAAGAGAGUCUCAGAAGUCGCCACUGGUGAGAAUCAAGAAGCAGCUCCCCGAGAAAAUACUCUUCCAAUCCUCAAUUUGAUAUUAAUUGGUGCCGCAUUAUGGUUUUCUAUCUUUUUGAUCACUCUGGACGGGACGAUCGUGGCCAAUGCCAUCCCAACAAUUACCGAUGAGUUUCAUAAGAUUUCAGAUGUAGGAUGGUAUGGGAGUGCGUACCUCCUCACUCAGGCCGCAUUCCAACUUCUAUACGGCAAGAUCUAUGCCAAGUUUUCAAUCAAAUACACCUUCAUCGCUGCUAUUUCCGUCUUCGAGCUUGGGUCCCUAGUAUGUGCCCUCGCACCAAACAGUACUGCCCUGAUCAUUGGACGUGCCGUCUCAGGCUUCGGUGGCGCAGGCAUCACCUCUGGAAGCAUGGCCAUCAUCGCCUACUCCGUCCCCUUACGUCUCCGCCCUCUAUUUAUCGCGUCUUUCGGCAUUGUAUUCGCCGUAUCGUCUGUCUGUGGUCCUCUGCUGGGCGGAGUCUUCACCAGCAAACUAACCUGGCGAUGGUGCUUCUACAUAAACCUACCAUUUGGAGGUUUCACCAUUCUGGCUAUUCUUCUCGUCCUCAGGGAACCUAAGCGGCCAGAGUUGGAUUCAAUCGCUCUUGGAAAGAAACUCCAAAGUAUUGACUUCCUAGGUACGUUGCUGCUCGUUCCCGCCAUCGUUUGCCUCCUUCUGGCCCUGCAAUGGGGUGGAUCAAAGUAUUCGUGGAGUAAUGCUCGCAUCAUCGCCUUACUGGUUCUUUUCGGUCUUUUAUCUGCUGCUUUCAUUGCAUUCCAACACUGGAAGGGAGAAGAGGCUACUUUGGUUCUUCGUCUUUUGGCCAGUAGGAGCGUGCUGGCAGCUUCCUGGUACGGCUUCUGCAACGGAGGUGCCAUGACACUGCUUGUGUAUUACAUUCCCUUUUGGCACCAAGUUAUCCAUGGCGUGAGUGCUGUGGAUUCGGGAAUUAGACUCCUACCUUUCAUGAUCGGAGUCGUCAUCACGGUGAUGCUUGCUGGGGCUAUCGUGUCCAAAUUUGGCUAUUAUACAAUCUUCUUAAUUCUUUCAUCUAUCAUCACGCCUAUUGGGGAGGGGCUGUUGACAACGUGGAAAGUGGACACGGGAUUCUCAGAAUGGGUCGGCUACCAAGCAUUGAUCGGCUUAGGAAUCGGCUUAGGCCAGCAACAGCCACUCGUUGCGAUCCAGAACGUCGUACCAAAGGCAGAGAUUGCAUCGGGGACGGCCAUAGUCAUGCUGGUCCAACUCCUGAGCGGCUCCAUCUUUGUCUCUGUUGGGCAAGCAGUCUUGCAGAACAAGUUGGUGGAGAAUUUGGCGAAGGCGUUCAGUGACCGUGGCGACUUUGAUCCGUCUCAAAUCGCGAAUGCUGGAGCCACGGACGUAUUGUCAAUCGUCCCGGCUGACGACUUGCCAGCAGUCUUAGAGGCAUAUAACAGGGCUCUGGUGCAGGUGUACACGGUCGCCCUCGUGCUGUCGGCGCUGACCAUUUUUGGCAGCGUGGCUAUGGAGUGGAAGAGUGUCAAGAAAGAGGGAGACAAGCCCUCGGAGGAGGGCUCGUCAGAGAAAUGA